Brassica napus (rape) is the source of this 2895-nucleotide messenger RNA. RefSeq lists its product as uncharacterized. The coding region runs from base 951 to 2027 and encodes 358 amino acids. The transcript is spliced from 2 exons. The record is from RefSeq and is a predicted model, not a curated record. NCBI's taxonomy places the organism in Eukaryota, Viridiplantae, Streptophyta, Magnoliopsida, Brassicales, Brassicaceae.
CUCGGAUCAAAUCUAGAUCUCGGAUAAAAUUCUCAGGCCUACGCAGUACGGGGUACACCUAGUGUAUAUCUAUAAUCUAUUUAAUUUAUGAAACUCUGUAUUAAAAGUGCCUCACUAAGAGAGAAAAUAUACAGACUAUACAGUUAGCUUCUGGUAAGAAUAUUCAGUAAUUUAUGAAAAUAUUAAUUUACUAAUUUUGAAAUUAUUUUUCAUUUCAGUACUUUGUCACAUAAAACAAUCUGAUUAGUACUAGUUAACAAUGCAAAAUUUCAAACAUACACUUAAAACAUUUUUGACACCUGAUAACAAUUCCAAUCUCUAUUUCAUAAAAAAAAAACUUUUAAAUUUAGAUAUUAUAUUAAGUUUAAUUACCACUUGUCACAUUUUUAUAGAUUUUCAGGCGUUUCUCUUAAUAAUAUAAUAACUAAGAAAUUGACAAAGUACCCAAUAUAUCGUUUUAUCAUUAAAAAGUAAAAUCAAAGUAAAUAUACUUAUUGCAUAUAUAAAAUAUAUAUUUCCCAUUUUAACAUGUAAAACAAAGGGAAAUAAUCUAUUAUUCACAAGGAAACAAAAGAUAAUAAAUAAAUUUAGAUAUGCAUGAAUAUCUAAUUAAGUAUUAUUAUGUGGAAAAGAUAUGCUAGCUCAAACAAAUGUCUACGGUUUUUCCAAGCUUGAAACCGUUAUAACUUAUAACCUUUAAAGUUGGGUGUUAUUUUGUUAAGGAGACACUUAGAUAAAUGGGAGGAUUCAUGGUUUCCGCCACCAUCACCACCUAAGAGUUGCGAGAUUCAAGCUCCGUUUACAAAACACAGAGUUCCAAAAAUAAAUAAACCCUAGUUUUCCACCACAAACCUUUGGAGAUUACUUUCCUUGACGUGCACGCCUCUUCUCUUUUUUAUUCAUCUCUUUUGAUCUCAAGGUAGCUUCAAAAGGCGUUAUUUGAUUUGUGGAUGAUGGCAACGACGUCUAGUACAGCGAAAAACAAACCAGACAACCAAAACCUCACCAGAUCAAGAUCUCUUGGUCCAAAGCCAAAGCAGUUACCAUCAUCGGAACCUAAAACGACCACAGAUGGAUCUGGUCGGAAACAAGUUGAGAAGCCCUUGCCCAAUUAUCUGAAACCAACAGCCAGCUCAAGACCUGACCCUGUCAAGUUCUUGAGGAAGAACAAAGCUGUCCAAGACAAUCCGAAGCUUCUUCGUCGACGAUCCUUUGAUCGUCCUCUUUCGUCUUCAUCAACUCAUAAGCCUCUUAAUACCUCUCCUCAAGCACGCCCACGAGAUAAACCUGCGGUUCCAAGAGAGAACCCUGUCACUGGUCUGCGUUCUACAUCUUUCCAUGGAAGCAGCAGAGGCGGCCUCAGAGGAAGCACUACGGUGAAAUCUCCUCCUGUGGCUUCAAGAGGACCUCCGGGUGUAAAGAAGAGCGGUCUGAGCGGUAACAGUUCUUCCAAGAGUAAGAAGGAACGUUCUGAGAAUGUUCUAAAGAAAUCUUCGGGGAAAGAGAUUACCCCGGAAUGUUCUCCUCCUGCGCCUGCUCAUGAGGAUGUAGAAGAGAUUGUCAAGGUUGAGAUUGAUGUACAAGUUUCUGACCACAUAGAAGAAGAUAAAGAUCAGGUUGCACAACCCAAUGAAUCCACAGAAGAAGAAAAGGGAGAGCUGGUCAAUGAGGAACAGAUAGAGGAGCAGAAAGAACCAGAGAACACUGAAGAAAACAGCAGUGAAGACAAGGAAGUUGUUGAAAAGAGAGUUGAUGUUGAGGAGAAUAACGAGACAGUUGUUACUCCUGAUAUGAAAGAAGCUGAGAUAGAGGCAGAAGCCAAAGAAGAGGAGAGCGAAGGCAGCAAAGUGAAAGAAGGAACAACAGAGACAAAGAAGGAAGUGGUGAAAGGGAAGAAAGGGUCUCCAACAGCAUACAACGAUGUAAUAGCAAGUAAGAUGCAAGAGAGCUCGAGGAAGAACAAGGUCUUGGCUCUCGCUGGAGCCUUUCAAACCGUUAUCGACUAUGAAACUGCUGCUUCUAAGUGAUAUACUUUCAUUUAUAUCACAGACACAGACUUCAACCGUGUCUUGUUAGCUUUCAUAUGUCGGUGCUUUCAUUGUUGUUCUUGUUGCUUUUAUUUCUUGUUUUUGGAUUAGUAUCAAAUGUUGAACAAAUGAAUCAUAUCAAUGCUUCAUAGCAAAAUGUUGGACAAAUGAAUCAUAGGGUUUUCAGUUUACUGACAUUGGCGGGUCGAACAAAACAUUACAGCCUAGUUCACUCAUAACAUAUUUGGGCCUUGGGCUCUAAAUAUUAAUUAAAGCCCAAUUCUCAAGAAAUGUUACUAUAUAUAUAUUUUUUUUUUUUCAAGCUCCACGGUGACCGCCUGGUGAAGAAAAGUCAAACGAAUUUGGUAUUUUGAUUAUUCAUCUCCCUAUCCAGAAAAUUGCUUCUAGAUUAAGCUAUAUUUUUCUGGAGAUCCUAAAUUCACUUUUCUCACGCGGAAACAAAAAUCUAUUUCCAUGGAAGUGACCCUCUAUAAAUACAUGGAUACAGCAACCUUUCUAAAUCAAAAAAAGAUAUUCUUUUUGUUUUAUUUACUUUGACAAAAAGAAGAAAGAGCCAUAGGAAGAGAGGAUGUGUUUGGUGUUCGUGUGCGAUCAGGACGAGAGGGUGAUCGGAAGGUACGCAGCUCCUGGAGCCUGCCCGUACUGCGGCGGAAUGGUUCAAACGGUAGACGUAGAAAGCCAGUGGAGAUUCUGCUUCGUCCCUCUCUAUAACAAAUCCAAACGUCGCCUUAUUUGCUCCACCUGUGGUAAACGCCUCAUCGCCCAUUCCUGAAUUAAAAACUCUCACCGAGAUCUCUCUCUCUGUUUUGUAACUUCUCUAUGUGUAAUAAAAAUUAUCUUUGUGACU